AUGCAAUCGAUGUCGAUGGUACAUGAUAUGAUUCUGCUACAAGAAGAUGUAUUUAUGAUAACGCGAGAUAUUAUCGAUCGUUAUCAUGCUGAUAAUGUAUUUUAUUUGGAAUUUCGUGUAAAGCCAUGUUUAAGCAAAGAAUUAUCACCGGAGACAUUUUUGAGGAAAAUGAUCCAAGCUAUUACACUUGCAAAAGCAACAUAUCGAAAUAUGGUUAUUAAAAUAUUAGUAAUUGCGGAGUUGGACAAUUCAAUUGAAAGGGUUAAAGAAACUAUUGAACUGGUUAUGGUACUUGGUAAGAAAUUCAUCAAAUCCUUUCUUUUUUUUUAA
Loa loa (African eye worm) is the source of this 330-nucleotide messenger RNA. RefSeq lists its product as hypothetical. Lineage: Eukaryota; Metazoa; Nematoda; Chromadorea; Rhabditida; Onchocercidae. The record is from RefSeq and is a predicted model, not a curated record. The transcript has 2 exons. The coding region runs from base 1 to 330 and encodes 109 amino acids.